This is a messenger RNA of Diabrotica balteata, 2080 nucleotides long. NCBI's taxonomy places the organism in Eukaryota, Metazoa, Arthropoda, Insecta, Coleoptera, Chrysomelidae. The record is from the annotation of a GenBank genome assembly.
AUUUGAUUGGAGGUGAAUUAUCAACAAUCAAUUAUUUAUAUAUAAUCAUCUUAGUCUUAACAUGAAUCAAAUGUAAGUGUUGCAGAUUCGGAUUAUAAUCCAUUUACUCAUCUCACCUGGUAUUAUUAUUAGCUGUUGUAUAACAGUGGAAAAUGUUCAACGCAGCAAUGAAUGAUACUCCCUUAAAAUUUUCAAAAAAUAAGCCCAGGCUUAAUGAUGACAAAGAUGAAUCUAGUCAGAGUCCGCCAGACAAAAGAUCUCGAGCUGGAAGUCGAAAUAGUAGAGAUAGACGCGACACUGAUAAAUCUGUUGAUUCAGAUUCAAAUGUUUCAUCUCAAGAUGUAAAUCGAACCAAUGCCCCAGGAAUAGCACCCCCUAAUAUGUGGGGAGGACUCAUGGGUAUGAGUUAUCCAAUGGUAGGCAUGAACAUGCUGAUGGACCCAAGUAUAAUGCAAAUGAACAAUUACAGUAUGAUUCCACCUAUAAUAGCCCCAGAUCCCAGCAUUAUUCCCAAUGAUUCCACCUUAAUGAUCAAUCCUGUUAAAGAGAUUAUACAUUGUAAAUCUUGUACACUUUUUCCCCCUAAUCCUAAUGCUCCACUACCAUCUAUUAGAGAAAGACCUCCAGGAUGUAGAACAGUCUUUGUAGGGGGUUUACCAGAGAAUAUGACUGAAGAAAUUAUUACUGAAAUUUUUGAAAAAUGUGGAGAGAUAACUACUUUAAGAUUAAGUAAAAAGAAUUUCUGUCAUUUGAGGUUUGUUUAUGAAGGUUCAGUUGAUGCAGCAAUAUUUUUAUCUGGGUACAGGGUUAGAAUAGGUUCCAAUACUGAUGCAGCCAAUACAGGAAGGUUGCAUGUUGAUUAUGCUCAUGCUAGAGAUGACCAAUAUGAAUGGGAAUGUAGGCAGAGGCAACUGCAGAGGGAACAACGCCAUAGGGAAAGGAUGGAAGAGGAAAGACUAAGACCCCCUUCACCGCCCCCAGUUGUACACUAUACUGAACAUGAGGCCACUGCUAUUGCUGAAAAAAUCAAACAAGAUGAGACUUUUGCUAAAGCUGUACAGACUGUUAUAACGUGGCUGGAAAGGGGAGAUUGUAAUAAAAGAAAUGCCAACAAUUUCUAUUCCAUGAUACAAUCCACAAACUCCCAUAUUAGGCGUUUACUCAAUGAGAAAAAUCAGUAUGAAGAAGAAUUAAGGAAAGCCAAAGAAAUCAUGAGAGGAAGAAUGCAGGGCAUUUUGUUACAAUUCGGUCAAAUCGAACGAUUGUUCUCUGCGGCGUGUCACAAGAAAGUAUGGGACCAUUUCACCAAAGCUCAGAGAAAGAACAUAGAAACGUGGAAAAGGCAGUCAUUGGAAAUAAAAAAUAUUCAACUGGAAGAGGGUCCCAGAGAGAAAGACGAUGACGAAAUGGAUGUAUCAGAUGAUGAUGAACCUAUCAAGAAGAAACAAAAGACUGAUGUAUCCAGUGACGACAUAUAUAGGGAGGAAAAUGAUAGUUUGAAGUGUCAGAUUGAAGCAUAUAAAAACGAGGUCGAAGUAAUCAAAUCUGACCACAAAAAAACUAUGGAGGAAAAAGACAAACAGUUUAAAAUGUUACAGCAAACUUUACAAGGAAUGCAGCAACAAUUAAUCGAUGCCAAAAAGAAACAGAGUGAAGAAGAGGCUCGGGUUAAAGAGCUCCAGUUGAAGCUGAAAGUCGAGAAGGGUCGACAGUUGAACGACAAAGAUGUCGUGGUCAUUGACAGUAGCGACAAUGAGCAGUGUGACUCUGGAAGCGUAGAGGAGAGUCCUUUGGAAAGCUUGCAUGGUUUUUCCGAAAACGACGUUCGAUUGGUGGGAAUAAUCUCGACAUUUCUCAACGUCCAUCCAUUUGGAGCGGGUUUAGAUUAUAUAUGGUCAUACGUCAGUAAAAUCGAAGCGAAUCUCAGGCCAGCGGAGAUUGAGAAUCUCAUGUGCAGAUUUCCUUCAAUCUUCAAACAGGAAUUGGUAGGAAUCGGCGCCAAUAUUGAGAGGAGGUGGAUGUUUAUAGCUUUUAAUUCAGAAUCUGGUGAUAAGAGUUAUUGAUGUUAUAUGGUUUUAAG